This is a messenger RNA of Pocillopora meandrina, 228 nucleotides long. Lineage: Eukaryota; Metazoa; Cnidaria; Anthozoa; Scleractinia; Pocilloporidae. The record is from the annotation of a GenBank genome assembly.
AUGGCAAGAGCUGGAAUUCCCACGUCGUACCCCUAUCAGAGAGUUAUUCAGCCCGACGAACCGGUCAGCCUCUAACGCUCUGACUUCGAGGAACAACAAGAAAACAGCGGGAAACGAGACGAAGAGGAAGAUGGAAUAUUUGAGCACGAUUCCCCGAGUGAUGAUGGUGACAUUCCAUCUUUGGAAAGAGAGGCUGAUUUUCACCUCAGAAGAGGUUCCCGCUUCUGA